AUGGUGCCAGGAACUCGCCCAAAGAAGCAAAAGUUGGCAACAAAGGUGGCUGCCAACCAGGAGCCACCACGCACGCCAACCAGAUUGACUAGGCAAAGUGCAGCCAUGCCUUCGCCUGGUGGCCGUCCACCACCUAAAAUAAGACAUCCCUUGCCUCCUAAGUACACUUCCAAAGCCAACCCUAAACCUCCACCUAUUUCUAGUACCAGCCAACUGCAAGCCCAGCUCACUACAAGCAGCAGCCAGACCAACCAAACUACAAGCACAGUGCCUACUCAUCCAAUAAUCACUAGGACCGAUCCAGCCAUGUCUUCACCUCUUCCAAACACAGUGCCUAGUCCUCGUAAGUUCACUAGGCAAACUGCAGCCAAGCCUAUGGCUGGUGCAAACCCUGCGUAUCAUCCUAGUGUCUCCACUGCUACCUUGUCUCAUCAACCUACUCCCAAUGAUGUAGCCAUGUCUACGGCUGGUGCACCCAUUUCUUCACCUCUUCCAAACACAGUGCCUAGUCCUCCUAGGCAAACUGCAGCAAGGUCUACGCCUAGUCCAAACCCUGGUACCUUGUCUCGUGAACCUACUCCCACAACUAGUGUAAACCAAGUGCUGGAAACCUCGCUAGGUGCACAGAGUUCUAGGCAAAGCAAUGACCUCAAUGAGUCAGUUGAACAAUUUGGGGCUGCUACUUCAGAGGGUCAUACAGAUGAAGGAGAACGAGUUGGUGACUUGGUUCCAAUGCGCCGAAAGGAAGUCCGCAAGAAAACCAUGGGUCAUGGAUUAGAGAAGAUGCUAAAUAGAGGAAAGAAGCUAGCUAUCCAAGUGGCUGAAGGGAAGAAAAGACCUGAUGUACCACUUCAGGCAGCAAAGCUGGCAUCAGAAACUGGUGUGCUUCUUAGAGACAACUUGCCUAUCUUCCCAUCCUGGAAGGAUUAUAACGAUGAGGCGGGGCAACAAGAAGUCAAAAAAGUGCUUCAGAAAGUGGCGUCUAGGUUGGAUGUGGACGUUAAGAACGAGGGACCAAGCCUUGAUGCAUGCACUGAUAUCAUUAAGAGGGGAGAGAGAUGUGCUAAGAAUAAAGUCAACCGAGGCCAAGUGCAGCUACACCAAAGGACUGGAUCUAGGUCCUAUAUUGCCCAUCGGUAUAGCCUGAGGGCUAAGUACAACGACAUGAAACCUGAUGCUGUUGAUUUCUUUGGUGAAUGCAUGAAUAGUCCCCAAAGUGGUCGAACUCCUCUUGCCAAUGAAAUAUAUGCACAAAUGGUGGCAGAGAAGGAAAGAGAGCCAGAAGAAGGAGAAGCACAAAAGUCACCCUCCAAGAUUGUUGCUGACAGUCUCAACCAGAUUAGCCAUUCAUCCACCUUUCUUCCCAACACUGCAGAACAAGCACACAUGCAAGCUGAGUUUGAGGCAAGACUCCAAGCUGAAAGAGAUGAAGCUGCUAGGAAGCAGGAAGAAUUGCAAGAACAGCUUCAAGCUCAGCAGGCCGCACUUCAAGAAAACAAGAGUUUGCUGCGCCAGACCCAAGAGGAAGUGAAGGGGAUGCAUACCAAGUUUGAAGAGACUAAUGCACUGCUGCGAGCUGACCUGAAACUUCAGAAAGAUUGA
Molecule: messenger RNA, 1602 nt
Organism: Miscanthus lutarioriparius
Lineage: Eukaryota; Viridiplantae; Streptophyta; Magnoliopsida; Poales; Poaceae
Source: the annotation of a GenBank genome assembly